AUGCCACCUAAAGCGGACGUACGUCGUUUAUUGAAGAAACAACAAGAUGAACGAAACAAGAUAAAAAAAGUCACGCAUCCGUUUGCUAAAUAUGACGAAACGUCGCGGUUAAUGUGUAUGGUGUGUAACUCACCAGUAAAGUCGGAAGCUGUGUGGCAAGCGCAUUUGGGCUCUUUGGGGCAUCGUGACAAUAUUCAGAAAUUAAAAGUCUUGAAACAACAACAGCAACAACAAUCCUUAAAGCGUAGAGCACCUUCACCACCACCUCAGGAGGUCAAUAAACGUGUGCGUACACAAGAGAUGCAAGAUAUUGAACUGGAUGAACAAGUGUCUUCUUCUGAUGAAGAGAUGGAUUUGCCCAACGAUUUCUUUGAUGCUGGACAAGAAGAGGAAGUGAUGGAGGAAGUAGAAGAAGUAGAGGAGGAGGCAGAGGAGGAGAAUGGAGCUAUUCCUACAGGAUUUUUUGACGACCCAGAAGAAGAGGCGCGUAUUCAAGGUACGUUAGCGCCUGAAGAGCAAGCGCAGGCGGAUUUAGAAAAGGACCUGGCCAUGUUCAAUGAGGCCAUGAUUGAUGUGACCAAAGAAGCCAAAGAGGAUCAAGAUCAGGAUGAUGAAACCUUUUGGCUGGAAAGACAUGAUGAUAUCUCGCGAGAACAGGAAAUGUUUGAUAAAAGAGUCGAGUCCUUGAAAUUAAUGCGUCAAUCAGGCAAGGUCGUAAAGCAGACCAAACCAGUGGAUGAGGAUGAGAUUCGUGUAGGUUUAAAAUCAAGCGUAAGACAACUUUUGAAGAGUAAACCUGUGAAACAUACAGAAUCUAUCUUUGAUGAUGAUGAAAGUGACAGUGAAGAGGAAGAGGAUUGGCGUGCCCAACAAUUGUAA
Molecule: messenger RNA, 879 nt
Organism: Mucor mucedo
Lineage: Eukaryota; Fungi; Mucoromycota; Mucoromycetes; Mucorales; Mucoraceae
Exons: 1
Coding region: 1-879 (292 amino acids)
Biological process (GO): nuclear DNA replication; mitotic DNA replication checkpoint signaling; mitotic DNA damage checkpoint signaling
Cellular component (GO): spliceosomal complex; nucleus
Molecular function (GO): zinc ion binding; nucleic acid binding
Source: RefSeq, a predicted model, not a curated record